AUGUGGACGGCGACACGCACUGGCCCAGGUCUUAGCAGCUCAGCCGCCGGCGACGUCCCAGAUCUUCCCUGCCUACCCAGCCAGUCCUCCACUAGCUCGCGGAGCGCCAAGCGGUCACGGGUGGUGGAAGCCCCCGUGGAAUCGGUGGAUGCGGCCGAGGUGGGCGAAGCAGAGGAAGCGCGACUUCCACCUGUCUCUCACCAGGCCAGCCGCAGCCCGCUGGGGGCUCCCGACGUGGGGGAAGCUCUGAAAGAGGCUGACGUCAUGGGGGAGGGCGAGGCUGGAAUGGAAAUCGUCCUCGGCGAAGACGAGCCGGACAUACCCGGGAGACUGGAGAAGGACGAGAAGCCUCCCGCUGCCGACAUCGAGCAAAGUGCCUCGGAAGUCAGCGUGAAGGGAUGUGAGCUCUCACUCAGAGGGGCAUCUGAAGAGCGCUGCGAAGAGGAUCCACCCGACAAAGACCCGAAGGACUUGGACAGCCAGAGCCAGACAUCCAUCAGAUUUCCGACGUCGUCGGCCCUGCGCCAGAAUGUCCUGGAACAGCUUCAAAUCGAGGCACCUCGGCUCAAGCACUUCGCGGCCUGGACCCAGCAGGAGGACCAGGCACCUUCGCUGCAGGUGGAGUUUGCGGUGCAGGUACCAAAGGCAGAGGUCGCUGACUGGCGCCAGCGCAUGGCGACCUGCCACUGGAACAUGGCCGCCGGAGGGCCUUGGGUCCAGGCCCCGGUGCAGCAGCAGCCCGCCGCCCUGAUCAAGUCCAAGGGCCGAGCCCCAGGGAUGGACCUUCUGGACUUUGUGGAACGCUGCGGCAACAGGUUGCUGGGCCGGCGCCACACUGAGGACGCCGAGGAGGCGGAGCUCAACGCUUUGCAUCUGGAGGUGGCCAGGCAACUGCUCCGGAAGAUGACGAGCCGCACUGCCCGAGUUUUGCUCGGCCUCCAGUACUUCUGCAACCUCGUUGCAGCUGCCUCCUUGCCAUUUGUGGGCUACCAGCUGAUGACGAGCUGCGACCAGGGCUUCCCCGGCUAUAUCCAUGGUGCCUGGUUGGGGUACAUGUGCCUUACGAACCUCAUGUCCUUGACGCUGCUCCGAUUGCUGGGUGGCAGGCGAGCCGGCGUCUUCUGCUACGCCUUUCGAUGGCGACUGCUCUUCAGGGCCCUUUGCUCCUUCAUCUUGCUCACGGAUACUUAUCAAGAUGCCACGUUCCCGGUGAUUGCGAACAAGUGCAACUUUGAGCUCUGGUUUGUCUCCGCUUGGUUGGUUGGCCUUGGGGUGGGCCUGAUGCAGGUUGUGGUGCAGCUGCUGGUCCUCUUGGCCAUGGCUGUGCAGUAUAACCGGGCCACAACCCCUGAGGAGCGGGACCGUCUCCUGGUUCAGGGCGCCUUUACGGCUCUCCGCGGUUCCGACAACUUGGUCCUCGUCUACGCCGUGCGCCCAGCAGUGGAGGAGCGGCUCGGUGGGGCGAGCUCCUGGGCCAUGAAGCUGUCGGAAGCACGCAUCGCCUUCCUGCGAUUCAUUUUCGAGGAUGUGGAGCAGAGCGCACUGCAAGCUGUUUUCUUGAUCUUCUACGACGAGGCCGCCUUUGCCGACAAGCUUUGGGUCACGACGUCCAUCGCCACUUCGCUUCUGCUCUCCUUCACGAUCGUGGUGCAGUGCAUCCCAGAAGUUCGGGAUUGGCUCUGGUACAGGGUUUUCGCUGCAUUUCCUGGGUGCCGUUGGAUACCGCUGCUGCGCAUCCCCUGGUUCGUACUGGCAGUGCUCCUAUAUCGCUGCUUGUCGAGCUUUCCUUGGAUAUCUGCAUGCUCCCCUUCCGGGGAUCCCUGCCCGGAUGAACGUCAAUGGUGGGAGUUCUAUUGGGGAUGUGACUCCAAUGGGCUGACGACUCUGCUGGGCCUGGAAGCACGUGAGACCGUGGUUGAGGACACCAUCACCAAUUCCGCCAUAGGUGUCAUCAUUAUCCUUUCGACGGUUGCGCUGGCUGCUAGCGUCUGGUGGCUGCGCCGUCAAUGUCUGAGAAUCCGCAAGAGGAAGACGCUGGAGAAGUUGGAACGCUACAAUUUCAAUCGGCGGUUUUUGCCCGGCGGAGAUGCUUGGCUGCAUUUCGUGCCCACCUUCCCUCAGAAGGGCAACCUGAGGGAUAACUAUAACUACUGA
Molecule: messenger RNA, 2154 nt
Organism: Symbiodinium sp. CCMP2592
Lineage: Eukaryota; Dinophyceae; Suessiales; Symbiodiniaceae
Source: the annotation of a GenBank genome assembly